Messenger RNA from Anolis sagrei ordinatus, 3542 nucleotides. Lineage: Eukaryota; Metazoa; Chordata; Lepidosauria; Squamata; Anolidae. The record is from RefSeq and is a predicted model, not a curated record.
CUCCUCCUCUUCUUCCUCCUCUUCCUCCUCCUCCUCCUGGGCUCCUUCGGGAAGGCAAAGGCAAAGGCACCCGACCCGCCGCCCUGCCCGGCCAUGUUCCAACGCGCGUCGCGGCGCCGGCGCUCCACCCGAGCCCUUCCUGAGGUGGAGGACCCUGACCGGGGGCAGCCGUGCCAGGCCUGCGGGGAGCAGUGCCCAGGCUUCCUAGUGCAUGGAUGGAGGAAGAUCUGCCAACACUGCAAGUGCCCACGUGAGGAGCAUGCCGUGCGCAUGGUGCCUGUUGACUUGGAGAGGAUGAUGUGCCGCCUGAUCUCUGACUUCCAGCGCCACUCCAUCUCAGAUGAUGACUCUGGCUGUGCCUCGGAGGAGUAUGCCUGGGUGCCCCCAGGACUCAAGCCCGAGCAGGUAUAUCAGUUCUUCAGUUGCCUCCCAGAGGACAAAGUCCCCUACGUCAAUAGUCCUGGAGAACGGUACCGCAUCCGCCAGUUGCUGCAUCAGCUUCCUCCACAUGACAGUGAGGCUCAGUAUUGUAGUUCUCUGGAAGAGGAAGAGGCAAAAGAGCUGAAGUUAUUCUCACAACAGCGGAAGAGAGAAAACCUUGGCCGAGGGACCGUCAGACUCUUUCCUGUCACCAUAACUGGAGCCAUUUGUGAGCAGUGUGGGAAGCAGAUCUGUGGUGGGGACAUUGCUGUCUUUGCCAGCCGUGCAGGGCAUGGCGCCUGUUGGCACCCACAGUGCUUUGUUUGCACCACCUGCCGAGAGCUUCUGGUCGACCUCAUCUAUUUCUACCAGGAUGGCAAGAUCUAUUGUGGGCGGCACCACGCUGAGCGCCUCAAACCACGCUGUGAGGCCUGCGAUGAGAUAAUUUUUGCAGAUGAAUGCACAGAGGCGGAGGGGCGCCAUUGGCACAUGCGCCAUUUCUGCUGCUUCGAGUGCGAGGAGGCGCUAGGAGGUCAACGGUACAUCAUGCGCCAGAGCCGCCCGUACUGCUGCCACUGCUAUGAAAGCCUCUAUGCGGAGUACUGUGAUGCCUGUGGAGAGCACAUUGGUAUUGACCAAGGUCAGAUGACAUAUGAGUGCCAGCACUGGCAUGCCACUGAUGCUUGCUUCUGCUGCUCCCGUUGCCACCAGCCUCUUUUAGGGAAGCCGUUCCUGCCCAAGCAAGGUCAGAUAUUCUGCUCUCGGGCUUGUAGCCUAGGCGAAGACCCCAACGCCUCUGAUUCCUGUGAUUCGGCCUUCCAGAGCGCCCGUUCUCAGGACUCUCGGCGAGCCAGCUGGCAGCAACGGCGGGUUCAGGCCCAGCGCUCGCCAGUCUCCCAUGUGGCCCGUUCUGUUUCUUUCGGAGGGCAGCCAGUGUUGCCGAAUUCAACCCCAAGGCUCCGAAGAAGCUGGAGUGGAUUGCCCGAGCCUGGGGAGGAGAUGCCAGCGGAAAUGGAGGAGCUCUCGGAUCCAGAUAGCAAUGCAUUAGGAUUCAUCCAGAGCUGUGAGGAGUCAGUGAAGUGUACUUCCCGGGGAACUUCCACUUGCCCACAACCAGCCACUGAGCACCAACGAGGAACAGGGACUGAGGUCCAGCCACGUUUCCAGCGUGCCUCCCCCUUGCGCCACUCCAUGCCAGAGUUGGGCAUUCCCCCUUCUAAAAUCCCUGACUGGAGCAGCAGUUCAGCUUCCAAGCUUCAAGCAUCUACCCGACCAAGACUCAGUGAAGGGACUGAGCUGGGGACAGGGAGUUUUGCUCGGGGGGGACUACCCCGCGUUAGCUUCCGGGAACCUCUGGUCUCAGGAGAGCCGAGCACGACUUGCCUUGAGCAGACCUCCGUGGACACUCCGGUGCUUCAGAAUGGAGGUCCAAGCCGGAGACACCCUCGCUCAACCUCAGACAACUCAAUUAACUUGGGGAACCAAGGUUGGAGGCCGAGGAAGGCCACCAGAGAGGGGAGACGAGGCAACCUCUCUUACUCAGCUUCUGAGGGUACUUUUCCUACCUGGCAUCGACGCUAUCCUCCACGGGGAUGGGACUUCAGCUCCUCUGACUCGUCUGAUUCCUCCUCAGAGGAGGAAGGCUACUUUCUUGGUGAACCUAUACCCUUGCCCCCCCACCUCAGAGGUGAAGCUGGCCCUGUUGAGGCUGCACCGUCUACUGACUCUACACAUAAACAACAGCGCCGAAGACUGCGGGUUGCCCGAGACAAGAACUGUGUUGUGGCGUGACCCUACCCUUUACCUUCUGGGUUUGGGAUGUAAUGAGCCAAUAUCAAAUCAGAAUUUCUGGCUGGUUGAAACCAGCAUUGACCAUUAUGUGGGUGAUAGCCUCAAAAAAUUGAGCUGGGACCUUUGACUGUUACUUCUUCCACCAUGACCUUUUUAUCUUCCCCUCAGAAAGUGACCUCUUAUCACAACUAUUCAAGUCUUCUACCUUUCCUCAGGGACACUUGAGUGCUGGCUUUUCCAUGGUGACCUUUUGUCCUUUUAGAUGUGUGCUCCUUCUCUGAAGAAUCUUGAACUCGUCCUGUCUGUGGUAGUCUUGGAAGUUUGGUUGUGUUUAUUUCCCAUUGUGGCCUUUUUGACCUUUCAACUGUGACCUCUUGAAUAUACGCAUGGACCCUUUUGUCUUGGACUUUCAGCGUUGAUGGUCUCCAAAACUUCUCCGUACAGUGCCCUCCGUGAACUUCAAACUACGACUUCUUACCUGGGAACCCUUGAAUUCUGGUUCUUGACCUUUCCACUGUGACCUUUGAAUUUCUCCUACGUGACCUUUGAUCUUUCAAGUGGCCAUUAUUAAUGUAAGCAUGUUACAAGAUUGUGUGGUUUCGAGCUUUGAGGUGUGUUUUCUCCGUAAGGAAGUUCUUGGGUUAUGUGCGUGUUGGGGUGGGUGGGAUUGAAUUUCAUUCCCUGGCUGGUAGAGUGUCCCACUCUGUUGAAUAUAGGCAGAGUCAAACUUCAAAGUUUGGUCUCCUUUUGUGGAGGUUUUCUAACAGACAGUAUUGGCAUUUGUCGUGAGGACUUUGAUUUUGUAUUUCUGCAUGGCAGGGAGCUGGACUGGAUGGCCCUGGUGGCUUCUUUCAACUCUGAUUCUACUUUUGCAGAGUUCCCAGAACCUCUCACUUACAGCACGGGGAGUCACUGCUGGAUGUGAGAUUCUAGGGCAGUGUUUCUCAACCUUCCUAAUGCCACGACCCCUUAAUGCAGUUCCUCAUGUUAUGGUGACCCCCAACCAUAAAAUUAUUUUCGUUGCUACUUCAUAACUGUAAUUUUGCUACUGUUGUUAAUCGUAAUGUAAAUAUCUGAUAUGCAGACCUUUGCAGAAGCAUACGAGAAGCUCGGCCUGUCACUGAACAUAGAAAAAACCAAGGUGCUGUUCCAACAGACACCAGCCAAUCCCUCUCCAAUGCCAGUGAUGCAGCUUAAUGGUGUAACAUUAGAAAAUGUUGACCAUUUCCGCUACCUUGGCAGCCACCUCUCCACCAAAGUCAACAUCGGCACCGAAAUACAACACCGCCUGAGCUCUGCGAGCGCAGCAUUUUUCCGAAUGAAACAGAGAG